UCGCCAGCAGCAACCUCCAGGUGCAUAGUUCAGGCAGCAGGAGGGGACACUGCCGGCUGCAAUGGCGUCCAACAUGGAUAGAGAAAUGAUACUGGCUGAUUUUCAGGCAUGUACUGGUAUAGAAAAUAUUGAUGAAGCUAUCACCUUACUUGAACAAAAUAACUGGAAUUUAGUGGCAGCUAUAAAUGGUGUAAUACCGCAGGAAAAUGGCAUUUUACAAAGUGACUACAGUGGGGAGACUGUACAAGGGCCAGCCUAUGGUCCUGCUAGUCAUCCAUCAUCCUCGUCUUCGACACCUUCCUCGUCUUCUGCAUUUCGCCAUGUUGUGCCAUCUAGACAAAUAGUGGAAAGACAACCACGAAUGCUUGACUUCAGGGUUGAGUACAGAGAUCGAAAUGUGGAUGUGGUACUCGAAGACAGUUCUACAGUUGGAGAGAUCAAACAUAUUUUAGAAAAUGAACUUCAGAUUCCCACAUCAAAAAUGUUGCUAAAGGGCUGGAAGACUGGAGACGUAGAUGAUAGUACUGUUCUAAAAACCCUGCAUUUGCCAAAAAACAACAGCCUGUACGUCCUAACACCUGACUUGCCACCACCAUCUUCAUCAAGUCUCCCUGGUGCCCUGCAGGAAUCAUUAAAUCAAAACUUCAUGCUGAUCGUCACCCAUCGAGAAGUCCAGCGGGAGUACAACCUCAACUUCUCAGGAAGCAGUACCAUUCAGGAGGUUAAGCGAAACGUGUACGACCUGACUAGUAUCCCUGUUCGUCACCAGUUGUGGGAAGGCUGGCCUGCUUCUACAGAUGACUCAAUGACUCUAGCAGCAUCAGGGAUCUCUUAUCCUUGCCACCGACUUAUAGUUGGAAGACGAUCUUCACCAGCACAAACCAGGGAACAGUCAGAAGAGCAAUGCACAGAUGUACAUAUGGUUAGUGACAGUGAUGGAGAUGACUUUGAAGAUGCUACAGAAUUUGGAGUGGAUGAUGGAGAGAUGUUUGGUACAUCUGCAUUGAGAAAAUCUCCAAUGAUGCCAGAAAAUGCUGAAAAUGAAGGAGAUGCCUUAUUACAAUUCACAGGAGAAUUUUCUUCAAGAUACGGUGACUGCCACCCAGUAUUUUUUAUUGGGUCAUUAGAGGCUGCUUUUCAAGAGGCCUUCUAUGGGAAAGCUAGAGAUAGAAAGCUUCUUGCUGUCUACCUCCACCACGAUGAAAGUGUGCUAACCAAUGUGUUCUGUUCUCAAAUGCUUUGUGCCGAAUCUAUUGUUUCCUAUCUUAGUCAGAACUUUAUAACCUGGGCAUGGGAUAUGACAAAAGAAGCAAAUAGAGCAAGGUUUCUAACAAUGUGCACGAGACACUUCGGUAGCGUUGUAGCUCAAACUAUUCGAACUCAGAAGACAGAUCAGUUUCCACUCUUCUUGAUUAUUAUGGGGAAACGGUCGUCAAACGAGGUGCUGAAUGUAAUACAAGGUAACACAACAGUGGAUGAGCUAAUGAUGAGGCUGAUGGCUGCAAUGGAGAUCUUCAGUGCUCAGCAGCAGGAAGACAUAAAGGAUGAGGAUGAACGUGAGGCCCGAGAGAAUGUGAAGAGAGAACAGGAUGAAGCUUAUCGAAUUUCUCUUGAAGCUGAUAGAGCAAAGAGGGAAGCACAAGAAAGAGAAAUUGCAGAGCAGUUUCGUUUGGAGCAGAUUAAGAAAGAACAGGAGGAAGAACGUGAAGCUAUUAGGCUGUCUCUAGAGCAAGCUUUGCCUCCAGAGCCAAAAGAGGAGAGCACUGAAUCACUUAGUAAACUGCGUAUCCGAACACCCAGUGGAGAAUUCUUUGAGCGACGCUUCCUGGCCAAUAGCAAGCUGCAGGUCGUCUUUGAUUUUGUAGCUUCCAAGGGAUAUCCUUGGGAAGAAUUCAAGCUACUAGGGACUUUCCCCAGGAGAGAUGUGUCCCAGCUGGAUCCAAAUAAAUCAUUACUGGAGUUAAAAUUGUACCCUCAAGAAACACUUUUCCUAGAGGCAAAAGAAUAGAUGAAGCCAGAUUGGAGGACUUAGUAAUCCUUUGAUAACGAAUAAGGCACGGCGAAUGCUUUAUCCAAAUCACCGUGUACUAUCAUUUAACUCAAAAAUCAAUGUCACAACUCUGCCUCUUUCAAGAAGCCGGGAAGAAAGAAUAAACAUAGAUCCUUAAAAGUUUCCCAUACAUGAGUAUAUGUUUCCAACCUCAUUUAAACGAGCAGAGAAAAAUACUCUGCUGUAAACACUGAACACUAUGACUCUGUUGCUCACUUACCAUCUGGCUUUUGUUAUAAUUAAUGCACUGUUAAAAUGUGAGUGAUUGUCAAGUAGAAUUUUUACUCAAUUACCCCCUUUUUCACCAAGAAUUCUUGGACAUUUCUGCCUGUACUUUUGACACUAGAAUACUGUAUAUUUGAUAUCUCGCUGAACCAGUGCUCUCAUACAUGUGCAUUUUCUUCCUGUGUUUGAAUUUCUACUUCACCACCUAAUUUUUUUAAAAAGGCAGAAAAUCAAUAAAUGGGACAUUUUCAGCCUUGGAGAUUUAACAGUAUUGUAGUAGUAGAAAGCAGAGACUUUUUUUGUUGGUACUUUCUGACUCCUUUCAUAAGAUGUAAGGUUUUGUUUGGAGAAUAUAGUUUGACAUAUAUGCAAGAUAUUUAUUUACUGAUUUUUAUUUUAUUUUGUUUUGUUUUGUUUUGGAUCUCAGUUCAGAUUCAGUUUAGGGAGUAUUUUCCAUUAUACUGCAGUGUGCCGAACUGCUGCUGAUGUGAAUAUCUAAAUAAUGUUCAGAAAUGGGCCAGUACCAAAUAACUGGUAUUUAGCUGAUAGUUCAAGAAUAAGCUGAUAUAACUACCAGCUUCUAAAAAAUGUUACAAAAAGCAGACACAAAAGUCUUUUGCUCAUCAUUGUGGAAGAAAUUACAGGAACCCCCCCACCCCACCCCACCCCAUCCUUUUUUCUUUCUUUUUUCUUCCUUUCAUUCUGGCACUUGUUUGUAUUUUUUUCCUGCUGUUUUUAAGCACCUUGUUUAUUUCAGCAAACAAUAAAAAUGUAAAAUUACAGUGUA
Molecule: messenger RNA, 3062 nt
Organism: Elgaria multicarinata webbii
Lineage: Eukaryota; Metazoa; Chordata; Lepidosauria; Squamata; Anguidae
Gene: FAF1
Product: Fas associated factor 1
Exons: 19
Coding region: 62-2008 (648 amino acids)
Cellular component (GO): nucleus; endoplasmic reticulum
Molecular function (GO): ubiquitin binding; NF-kappaB binding
Source: RefSeq, a predicted model, not a curated record